AUGGAUUCUUUGUCAUCAGUAUCGACAUCUAUAGUACUCCCUCCCACCACUCCCCUCCACAGCCGCCAUCACCAUCGGCGGCGGCAAAUUGCUCUUUCGUCUGAAUACAUCAAUCCAAUUAAUAACCUUCGUAUUUCUUCUCCCUUAUACUCUUGUAAAAGAAGGCAAAGAGUAGAAAUUUACUGUAAAUUGAGCGGCGGAGGAGACGAGAAAAAGGACGAAAAUGAUCCGAGAGAUGAGGAAAUGGAGAGGGCGCUGCACAUGGACGGUACAAUUCCCGGGAGUUCCAACGAGUUUGUUAAGCAGGUGUCUUCACGCGCUUACGACAUGCGUAGACACCUUCACCAGACGUUUGAUAGCAGUAGCUACGACGGUAAAUUCUCUUCAGAUUCUUGA
This is a messenger RNA of Fraxinus pennsylvanica, 396 nucleotides long. The record is from the annotation of a GenBank genome assembly. NCBI's taxonomy places the organism in Eukaryota, Viridiplantae, Streptophyta, Magnoliopsida, Lamiales, Oleaceae.